Molecule: messenger RNA, 935 nt
Organism: Homalodisca vitripennis (glassy-winged sharpshooter)
Lineage: Eukaryota; Metazoa; Arthropoda; Insecta; Hemiptera; Cicadellidae
Product: deoxyuridine 5'-triphosphate nucleotidohydrolase-like
Exons: 2
Coding region: 121-750 (209 amino acids)
Biological process (GO): dUMP biosynthetic process; dUTP catabolic process
Molecular function (GO): dUTP diphosphatase activity; magnesium ion binding
Source: RefSeq, a predicted model, not a curated record
ACUAGUAUUAAUUUGGUUUUAUUAAAUAGAUGAAAACAGUGCAUUUUAAAUUUUGUAAUUUAAAAAAUAUUAAAUUUCUUUUGUAUUGAUUAUUAACGAUUUUAAUUUUGUGUUUUAGAAAUGGAUUCUGAAACAGUCGUUGACUUGACACAAUCCGAAGAGCAUUCUUCAAUACUACGUAAGCUUCUAAGUACUCCUCCACCUCCACCACUUAAACAGCAACAGCAACAGCAACAGAAACAGCAACAGAAACAGCAACAGCAACAGCAACAGCAGCUGACACAACAACCGUCUACUUCUUCAUCUUUCGCUAGUAACACUCUAAAAUUUAUUCGACUGUCGGAAAAUGGAUUUCCACCCGAACGUUGUUCACCAUUAGCUGCGGGCUUUGAUUUAAGAAGUGGAGAAAAUGUAGUUAUAAAAAAAUGGGAUCGUAAAUUAGUAAAAACAAAUAUUGCGAUAGUAUUACCAGACGAGUGUUAUGGUCGAAUAGCGCCGAGAUCAGGUCUAUCUUUAAAAAACGGUAUACAUGUAGGUGCUGGAGUUAUUGAUCCAGAUUAUAGAGGAAACGUAGGAAUAGUGCUGUUCAAUUUAUCAAACGAUAAUUUCAGUGUAGAAAUUGGUGAUAGAAUAGCUCAAUUAAUUUGCGAGCGAAUAGUUUGGCCUGAUAUUGAGGAGGUUACUAAAAACAGUGUGUUAGAAAAAACUAGUAGAGAUGAAAAUGGUUUUGGAUCAACAGGAUUAAAAUAAUUAUUUUUAUUUUUUUUUCAGAUCAUAAAUAAUGGAAUCUUUUCUACCAUUUAAAAAAAGAAAACAUACUUUUGUUUCUGAACCAAUGAACAUUGAUAAUAAUGAAGAAGAAGAGCUCAUGGAAUUAGAACAGGAAAAUAAUUAUUCUCUAUCACCAUCUACAUCAUCAUCAUCAUUAUCUUCUG